AGCAGCAUCAGCUGUUAGCUCUGCUUUAAGCCUUUUCGCAGCCGAUCGCUUCCUGCACAAAGGAAAUAUAUGAGAUCCCCUCUAAUCCCUGAAAUGGCGACACAGGAGGUACAGCUGAACGAGACUCUGACCCAUCUCAAAACGGAGUCGGAGACGCUGAAGACGAAGCUGGAGGAGGAAAGGGCGAAGCUGCACGAUGUCGAGCUACAUCAGGUGGCGGAGAAAGUGGAGGGGUUGGGUCAGUUUGUCAUGAAGACCCGGAGGACCCUGAAGGGACAUGGCAACAAAGUUCUGUGUAUGGACUGGUGUAAGGACAAGAGGAGGAUCGUCAGCUCCUCUCAGGAUGGAAAAGUGAUCGUAUGGGACGCUUUCACGACCAACAAGGAGCAUGCUGUGACAAUGCCGUGCACCUGGGUGAUGGCCUGCGCCUACGCCCCCUCCGGCUGUGCUGUAGCUUGUGGGGGCCUGGACAACAAAUGCUCAGUGUAUCCGCUCUCACUGGACAAGAAUGAGAAUCUGGCAGCCAAGAAGAAGUCAGUGGCCAUGCACACAAACUACCUGUCUGCAUGUAGCUUCACCAACUCAGAUAUGCAGAUCCUGACAUCCAGUGGGGACGGGACAUGCGCAUUAUGGGAUGUUGAGAGCGGGCAGCUGUUGCAGAGUUUCCAUGGACAUGCAGCAGAUGUGCUCUGUCUGGACCUGGCCCCCUCUGAGACUGGGAACACGUUUGUUUCAGGGGGAUGUGAUAAGAAGGCCAACGUGUGGGACAUGCGUUCAGGACAGUGUAUUCAGUCCUUUGAAACCCAUGAAUCAGACAUCAACAGUGUGCGAUACUACCCCAGUGGAGAUGCAUUUGCGUCCGGCUCAGAUGAUGCUACAUGCCGCCUGUAUGACUUGCGGGCAGACAGAGAAGUGGCCAUUUAUUCCAAAGAGAGCAUCAUAUUUGGAGUCUCUAGUGUUGAUUUCUCUCUUAGUGGACGGCUACUGUUUGGCGGCUACAACGACUACACCAUAAAUGUUUGGGAUGUUCUCAAAGGAACACGAGUCUCUAUUCUGUUUGGACAUGAGAACCGCGUCAGCACGCUGCGUGUCUCUCCAGAUGGGACAGCCUUCAGCACAGGCUCCUGGGAUCACACUCUGCGAAUCUGGGCUUAAGAAAGAAGACACAGAAGACUUAAUGGUAGACAGACCUACUGCAGACACACUGAUGUUUCUGUUUGCUAGAGUACAAUCACAGAGAUAGAGACUCAGACUUUGGUUGUACAUAGAGCAUAUCUAUAGCAUUGUAAAUACUCCAGUCUCAUGGCCAAGGUAGGUUUACAUAUUUCAGAGAGCAACUAAACCAACUGGCACGCUUGUAUAACGGUAUGUUUGAAAGGAAAUUGCACAGAAAUAGUUAUGGUUACAAUUUAAGAUGUAAAAUCUAUAUUGCAGAAAAUAAAAUUGGUAGUGAUUCGCAUCAGUCUAGGAUAGAAGUGACACAAUAAAUUGAUGUAUUGUAUGUGCCCACAUAAAGGACAUUACUUGUUUUUGUUUUUUUUGCACAAAAAAAUGAGAGGCAUGAAGUUUGUGAAAGGCAAUGGAAUACAAGUUACAUCUAUAAAAGAAACGGUUAUACAAGGGACUCAGCUUUAGUAAGAUUGGCUGUUAGAAAGGAAUUCAUGUUAGACCAAGGCCGUCUAAAAAUAAUAUAAGAUAGGAAGAAGCUUUAAAUGUUAUGAAAAGUACAAAGUCUGUAGUUAAUGAAAGAUGUCAACAGAUGUGUUUAGUUUCAUAGCCUGUACACCCCAAAAAGACUUCUGUAUCUUAAAGGCAACUAACCUGCCAAUAUUAUUCAAAUAUUAAGAGAGCACAGUCAUAGGUAAAAUUUUUCUUAUAUAUGGUAUUGAUUUUCCAUCCCUAUGAUUUAGAAAUAUGGUUUUACUUCUUGUUUCCAGCCGUGGAGGCCUAUUACUGCUCAAUGUUCACAUUCAGUCACUGCAGACACCCUGAACCUGUGGUCCCCCACUAGAUAUAUAAAUGCUAACAUAUAAAACAUGUUAAAAAUCUUAGAAUGUACUCCUUUUCAUGCAGUUGUCCAAUGGCUGUCAUUUCAUAUUUACUGUAAUUAUUUUAUUGUAGUUUAGUGUACAGUAAUACAAGGGACUGUUUAUCAAAGUAUUACAAACAUAAUAAACUGAGUUUUGAAUAUC
Molecule: messenger RNA, 2192 nt
Organism: Notolabrus celidotus (New Zealand spotty)
Lineage: Eukaryota; Metazoa; Chordata; Actinopteri; Labriformes; Labridae
Gene: gnb5a
Product: guanine nucleotide binding protein (G protein), beta 5a
Exons: 11
Coding region: 70-1155 (361 amino acids)
Biological process (GO): G protein-coupled receptor signaling pathway; G protein-coupled dopamine receptor signaling pathway
Cellular component (GO): heterotrimeric G-protein complex; cytoplasm
Molecular function (GO): protein binding; signaling receptor complex adaptor activity
Source: RefSeq, a predicted model, not a curated record